This is a messenger RNA of Calidris pugnax (ruff), 1999 nucleotides long. RefSeq names its product interferon-induced very large GTPase 1-like. The record is from RefSeq and is a predicted model, not a curated record. The transcript is spliced from 2 exons. The coding region runs from base 482 to 1618 and encodes 378 amino acids. Lineage: Eukaryota; Metazoa; Chordata; Aves; Charadriiformes; Scolopacidae.
AGAACUGAGAGACAAAUUUAUUUCUCUCUGGGAUAACUGGAUUUCUGAAGUCUCCUCUGCUGUUCCCCGUCUGGAAAAGGUCGAUAUCGAUCUGGAGAAAGAAGGAGUCCUUCUAGAUCACUUUAAGGAGCCAAAAUUGCAUGAAAGAAUCAGCAUACUUCCCAGAUGCAAAGAAUUUUCUGUUGACUGUGAGAAACAUGUCGCUAAGAAAAAAAGGUUUGGGAUCUUGAGUAUCGAUGAUGUCGAAAACAGCACAAUACACCGCAUUACAGAGAACAUCAAAGGCUACUGGAAGGCAAACGUUGAGAAGAAGGAAAAAGUGAAAAAGGAUUGCGACCAAAGUUUUAUCCGUGAAAUACGAAACAAAGUACAGAAAGGUAUAAACUCUGUCCCUGACAGUGCAAAUUACAGUUUUAACAAAGAUUCCGCGAUAGAUUCGUCGCUGUAUCUCUGCGGAAUAGCCGCAGAGAGGUUUAAAGCCAUGCACUCGGCAUUCAGGAAAGCAAAUCAUCCCGCUGUCUACCUGGAGAGCAAGAGAGAAGAUUUCUUUACCUGUUUCCAGAUUUCCUGCCAAGGAGCCACUUCUGUCACAACAUUUGCCAUUUUCCUGUGUGACAAGAUUGCCCCAGCUCUCCGGCAGGCGGUCUAUGAGAGGACAGCUCUUGCCAUAGCUCGAGACAUGAAGGCUAAAGUCCCAGAUUUCAGGGGCAACAGGGCCUCCCUGGAAGUUUGCCUGCUGAGGUACCUGGCAGAAGAAGAAAACUUUUGGUUUUUCAAGAUGUACCUUGAUAGCCCACGUGAUUUCUUACAGAGUUACAUUUGGAAGUGUGUUGAGGAGUUCUGCUCUGAGAACAGGAGGCUGGAGACGUUUUUAGAGGACUCCCUCACCCUCUGCUACGAAUGCAUCCUCUCAGCUGUUUCUGCAUCAACCAAGGUUGUCAAAGACCGAAUAGACAGAAAUGACAAAAUCUCUCUUUGGCUGGAUGCAUUUUGCCAGGAACUUGGAGAGGUGCUAAGCUUGCCCAGAAGGGACCUGAAGGGCAUCGAGCACCAGGAGGUAACAGACAUAGAGUUCCUGAAUAACGCCAUGACAGAAUCGCUGUCUGCCAUGAAGGACCAGCUCAAGAAGGAGCUCGCUACGGCUGACAUGAGCUCCCUUGAAAGGCAGCCUCACGAAAUCCUGGCGGAGCAGUUUUCGGGGUGCUGGGAGCAGUGUCCCUUUUGUGGGGCUCUCUGCACAAACACCAUGCCGAACCAUGAUGGGGACCACCAGCUCCUCUUCCAUCGGCCACAAGUUUUGGGGGGAUACAAGUGGGAUAAGACGGACGAUCUAUCCAUCAAUAUUUGCUCUAGUCUCGUCACAAGUAACUGUUCAUUCAGGAUCGGUGGAGACAAAUGGAUGCCCUACAAGAGAUACCGGGAUGCAGGACCUCCUUUUUCCACUUGGAAGAUUCUUCCUGAUACAUCCAUACAAGCGUACUGGAAAUGGUUUGUGUCUCAUUUCCGGGCAGACCUAGAAAGAUUUUAUGAUGGGAAAUUUCAAGGCAAAGGAGCAAUCCCUGAUUCGUGGCAGAGUAUAACAAAGCAGCAAGCACUUGACGAGCUGGAGAAGCAUUAGGUCGGGUCGAUAUGAAGGAAGAACCACAACCUCUGCGUUUUAGAAGAAUGUGGUACAAGUCUAUCCACAAAAUAUUGUUAUCAUGACUGCAACCAAAACCACACUAAGAAAAUGAUGUUUAAUUGCUCACAAAGUUGAGUGAAAUAAGCUUCCUCAGCAGCCAUCGGUGGUGUGUGACGUUAGCGUUGGUGCCAUCAGGACAGGCUGCUGGCAACAGAGCCAUGGUCUGGAGAACAUGGAACCAGCUGGGACGGCACCACUGAGGUGGUCGGUGGCCUUUGCUGCUGGAAAUCCAAGAGCCAAACCCUCCCGUAGAGUUGCUACAGUGGCGAUUCCAGAAUAAUCCCUUGCAGUCUUUGCUAAUAAAGUAGUUGAGUGGGA